CUCGCAGUUAAAUGCUAUUUUGCAUACUGGUAAAAUGAACAAAGAACACUUAAGUAGCAACUUAGUAAAGACUGCAGAGUGAAUAAAAUGUUUUUAUUUAGUAAGAAUCUCUGAAAGUUAGAAAAAUAAAUAAUUUUUUGUUGUGUUUAUUGAUACUGCAGGGAGUUUAGUCACAUAAACUCAAAGCCUUUUAUAGAAGAGUAGACGGGUUGGUUGCACCUUGGCCAAAUCUUUAAAAACAGAAGUAUAGGGAGCUACAUAAAAUAAUACACUAAGAAACCUAUCAGGAGUAUUUUUUUUAACCACUCUAUGUUAGCACCAAUAUGUUUUGUAUCAUAUAAUUGUGUGCUUUCUCCAAAGUAGUUUGAAUGUAUACGGCGGUUAUGUUGAGAAUGCUAAGCAAAAGUUUAAAUAAAUUAUAUACCACCCAUCGGCUGUUUUACUCUGAUUACUAACAUGGUCACUACAAAAAAGAGGCCAUCUUUGUCUUGAGGUGAAGUUUUAAAGUAGGACCCAAAUGCAAGAGCAGCAGAAGUGGAGAGUUGAUGAGAUUCUUUUGUAAAUCUCUGUGAUUUACAAAACAGAGAGCCAGAGUAGAAACAAAAAGUAGUCCAGCAUGAAAAACCCAACAAGGAGAUCCAGGAGUGCUCAGUCCUAAGACUGAGCAAGGAGUGACUGAGAAAGAGGAACUUAAAUACUGGGAGGCUGAACACUGAAACAAAGGACCUGGGCUGAUGAGCUAACUGACUGCAGAGAGCAAAAGGCAGACUGAGGAGAGGGAGAGAAAGUGGCACACAGGGGACUAGGAGAUGAAUCCAACUGAAAAACACACUAAACAUAAUUAAAGUAGUGUGAGUAAAAAUAAUUAGACACAAUAAAUAAACAACUAGGACCACUAAUAAGGACUGAACUAAAGACAAACAACAGGAACAAGACUGAUCUAACCAAAAUAAGAAACUAACAAAAUAUUAAUGAGACUAGAAUCAAAUCAAUCUACAAAAUAACAACCUUUCUAUUCAAAAACACAUCAAAUAAUUUUCAGAUCUCAUUUUGUUUGUCUAAUUUAAAACAGUUGUGAAAGAGUGGAAUGAAAGUGUGAAUGACAUUCAUCACAAACUCUUGCAGUCAAGGUUGAUGUGAACAUAAAACUAGUUUUAUGUCUGGUUGCUGUUUCACAUCUUAACACACCAACUGGAAACAGUUUUUAUUUUUACUGAGGUUGUGUUUAACUGUGACUAAGAAGCAAAAACAAGCAAGAAAAUAGUUUUUACGAACGCUGUAGGCAUCGGCGGUUCACGCUGUCCCCACCUUGUUCGGAACAGGCUGCUGCUGAGAACGAUGAUCAUUUAUUCAUCCUGCCUCCACCUUGCUUCCAGGGAAGUUCUUUUCAGCAGACUCCUUAUGUUUCAUUGAGGUCGGAUGUCAACAUUAGUCUUCCUCUGCAUGUCAGGUCAGGCAUGUACCAACCGCUCCACCCAACCUAAGACUGAUCCCUCGUUCCUCUAACCCAACGCGUCUUAGAGACGCUCCUGAACGCUCCAUCAGCUGUCCUGAGAACUAGAUCAGAAGACAAACAAUUACCACUUUCUCUCUUGGUGAUUUGGAUGUAGAUUGAGAUGCAGAGGGAAUCCAGUUCUGCAGCAAUCCUCCCUGACAAAACCAAACCAGGAAAAUUAAGUAAAUCCAAAAAGAAUGAAACAACAAACGAAGAUAUUCCAGAGCCCAGAAACAGAGCUGAGCUGAUGAAAAAUUGGAUUAAUCUGACUUUGGAUAAUAAAACAGCCAAUAAGCUGCUGUGGAUUUCAGACGGCGGUUCGAAGGUUUGUCGCAGAACCAAAGAGGUUUGUCCUGUUCUGGACGGACCUGAGAGAUACGAAUAUUCUCCACAGGUGUUAUGCAAGGAGAGCAUUUGGAAGCGCAGGGCUUACUGGGAGGUUGAGUUUUCUGGCUGGGUGGCGGUGGGAGCUACGUACGACCAAGCAGCAAGGAGAGCGUAUUCUGGGAUGAGCGGCCUGGGAGAAAACGAGCAGUCCUGGGGUUUGUGCUGGGCGGGCAGCUGUUACCAGAUAUGGUUCAACUGCGACCACGAAGAUAUCAGCGACGUCCCGUUCUGCUCCAGGAUCGGCAUGUACGUCGACCAGCCGGCCGGGAUCAUAAACUUCUACGCUGUAGCCGGCGAGGGCGCGGAGAAGGAGGUCAGGCUGCUGCACCGAGUCACAACCACGAUGGAGAAAAAGAUUCUUCCAGGGUUCUGGCUGGGAGUUCAGUCUUCAUGCACCUUACUGAGGAAAACAGAAUGAGUCACGUCAACUAACGCUGUUUAUGGAGACCGUUAUGUUUAAACGUUUAAGAAGUAUGAAUGUUGGUGUGUUUUAUUGGGAUUUAUGAGAUAUACUAACACGAAGUAUUAAAUAAACUGAGAUAAUAAUAAACUUAAUUUAAAAACUCCAACAUAAAUGUCAGCAUUUGAUGCGCUGUACACGACUCUAGCAUGUAAGCUAAUUUGGAUCCAUGGUUUUCCAAAUAAAAAUAUGGAACGUUAUGCAUUUAUGCUGAUGCCUAUUAAUAAAAUACAGGGGAACUAAUGCUAGAAAAUGCCUUAUUGUGGAGUUAAUGUGCGUUCACACCAACCCUGUUCAGCUUUAAGCUCUAGUUCAUUUGCCUGGAGAGUCGGGUUUGUUUCCAAACUCUGGUCCGUCUACCAGCCACUCUCUUAGUUUGGUUGAAGUGAACUCUGGUGCCGUUCGAAUGCAUAGAAAUACCAAGAGCUCCAAAAGGACAAAGUGAGCAACAGUGCAGGGCAUUCUGGGUAAAUACAACCAAAACAAACACGACGGUUCAGCUGGUCUUUUACCAAAGACAAAUCAGAAAUCCUACAAACGCUAAAAUCUGACGCUACGCCACGUUUGGUUACAUUUCUUGAAGAAGGAAGUUGUGCUCAGAGUUUUCUUCAGAGGUUUUCAAGUCGUUUCCUGAAUCCAACUGGGAAUUUUUGGCAAGAAAUGGAAAAUACAGAGAAAUACACCCAACACACUUACAGUUGUAAUAUUAGCAAAAAGAGUUUCUGCAAAUACUAAAUGUGAUCAAAUUCAAAUGCAAAUUACUGUAAUUAUUCUGGAUGUUUCACUGGUUUUCAAAUCUCUUAAAAUAAACAUUUUUGGAACUAA
Xiphophorus hellerii (green swordtail) is the source of this 3167-nucleotide messenger RNA. RefSeq names its product tripartite motif-containing protein 16-like. The transcript has 5 exons. Gene Ontology annotation, molecular function: protein binding. NCBI's taxonomy places the organism in Eukaryota, Metazoa, Chordata, Actinopteri, Cyprinodontiformes, Poeciliidae. The record is from RefSeq and is a predicted model, not a curated record. Bases 1617 to 2300 code for a protein of 227 amino acids.